This is a messenger RNA of Funneliformis mosseae, 804 nucleotides long. Lineage: Eukaryota; Fungi; Glomeromycota; Glomeromycetes; Glomerales; Glomeraceae. The record is from the annotation of a GenBank genome assembly.
AUGCGCAGUGCGAUAGUGACUUCAGCCAUUUUUUUACUUAGCGAAACGGCCGAUGAAACAGAGGUUAGGACAAAAAUAAUGAUUAUAGAUGGGGCAUUUAGGGACAAAAUCUUAAUUCGUGAUCAAUCAAAGAGAUAUCAUCUUCAGAAAAAACAAACUGACACUAGACAGAAUGAUGAGGAGCUCAUGUCUUUGCUAGGAUUAGUAGAAGGUGGCUCUCGUGCUGGACAAGGGAGUCAGUCGAAGCAAGUCACUAUGCAGGAUCAGGUGACAAGCCCAAUCGUGAUUGAGGAUGAUGCUUCUGAAAAUAAUGAUGAUGAAAGGACACCAGAUGCAUCAAACCGCUCUGCCAAUUUACAAGAUAAUCCAGAGGACAUACCUAAUGAAAAUAGUGGAAAUGAUUCCCAGGAUUCAGCUACGAAUGAUGGGAAUAAUAAUAAUACUGCUCAAAAUCAGCCAUUGAGACAAUUAUCUACGCCUGUUAGGGGAGAAUCUAUCGAAAAUAAUGAAGUGGCUGAGGAUGAUUCGGAAGCUUCAAUGCCAAAGACUUUAGCCCGCCUGUUUCAAAAAGCUUGUAGAGCAGAGACAUGUGCUACGAAAGCAAUCCAAGAAGAAAUUUCGUGUUGGUAUUACUAUGGGAAGGUGUAUGAAGAGAGGGUUGAGGAGAUUAAGAAUGCUCGAAGAGGAGUUAGUGAUCAAUUGGCAAGAAAUCAAGUGUACGAUGAUACAAUGGAGCAUCUCCCUGGCGGAUUUACUAAGGAUACUUUGCGUAAAAAAACUCAACGGGCCGUAAAAAUUUUUUAA